UCACUGGCUGGAGCCUGAGGGGAGGGACAUGGGCAUCCUCCCUGUUUUGGUGUGGUCUUCCUGGAAUGUGUCCUUUGGGGGGCCAGGCACUGGGAGCGGGCCCCUCUCCAGACCUUGGUACAGCACGCAUAAGACUCAGCUCUUUGGAGUUUUACUUGCUGCUGCUUCAAAUUUUCUGAUUAGUGUCUCUUUGAAUAUACAGAAAUGCACUCAUCUCCAACUGGCUUGCCAAAUAGAGCCGAAGCCCUACUACAUGAGCAAGCGAUGGUGGUGUGGAAUCGUUCUCCUGGGGCUUGGAGAGGUGGGCAAUUUCACAGCCUAUGGAUUUGCUCCCAUUGCCCUUGUUGCUCCGCUGGGAUGUGUAUCUGUCAUAGGUAGUGCAUUUAUUUCUGUCUUAUCCGUAAAGAAAACCAUGAGGACUGCUGAUAUACUGGGAGGAACACUGACAGUAACAGGUACAUACUUGUUGGUGACGUUUGCUCCAAAUGUACCUCAAGAGUUCACAGCAAGACAAGUACAGAACUACUUAGUGAGUUGGCCUUUUUUGGUAUAUUCGAUCUUAGAAAUUAUAAUAUUCUGUGUUCUCCUCUAUUUUUACAAAAGAAAAGCUGUGAAACACAUCGUGGUUUUGUUAAUGAUGGUAGCACUACUGGCAUCGCUGACUGUCAUUGCUGUAAAGGCUGUGGCCAGCAUGAUAAUACUCUCUGUGAAGGGGAAAAUGCAGCUAACUUAUCCUGUUUUCUAUAUCAUGAUUGUUUUGAUGGCAACCUCUUGUGCUUUCCAAGUCAAGUUCUUGAAUCAAGCAAUGCAUCUGUACGAAGCGACAGCAGUUACGCCCAUUAAUUUUGUGUUCUUCACCACCAGUGCCAUCAUUUCAGGGGUCAUAUUUUAUCGGGAAUUCCAAAGUGCAGCUUUGCUGAGCCUGUUCAUGUUUCUGUUCGGGUGUCUCCUGUCUUUCCUUGGUGUAUUUGUAAUUGCAAGAAAUAAAAAAGAGGAGCAUUUACAAGUUCCUUUUAUUGACUGUGGACAUAUUCCUGGACAAAAUUUGACAGGCAAAAUACAACCAGAUUCUCACAGUUCAUGCUAUGGCGCUUUGAAUAAUGAAGACGACUUGGUGAAAAGUUAAAGCUGAAAGAAGAAAGCACAGUUAAUAGGAGGAAGGCCACUGGAACAAGGAUCAGCAGUGCCUUUUUAUUGGACAUAUUCAAGCGUGUGUUGAACUCCUGUAUGUCGAUGAGUCAUAGUAUUAUUGAAUCUUGCUGAAUGUAUCCCUUGGUUGUCCCAAAUGUGUUCUGAAGAUGAAGGAAGCUUUAAGAAAAACUAAAUAACCAUUAAUGAAACAGAACAUUCUUCUAAUAUCAAUGCCUCUUGAGGGUAUUUUUAGAGUCUUAAUUGCCUUGAAACGCAGAGACGCACAGAACAGGAUUAUAAAAGUUCCCUUUUGAAACCUCACAGAUCUGUGUAGAUGCUUAAAGACCAAGGUGGGAAAUGAGAAGAAAUGUCAUAAGUGACUUCAAAGUAUUCUGCUAUAUGUUUAAAUCCUUUAAAAACCUGAUCCUUCCUGUUCAGGAGUCAAAGCUGUGGACGUAUAUACAGUGUAAACAAAUAUGUACAACAGAGUAUUUUAUUUCACGUGUAGAGGAAAAAUCCUGAUUAUCUUCUGCCAUCAGAUUAAUUUUCUUAUUUUCCAAGGAAAUAGACACUUGUGUGAGACAGGGGAAAGAAGAGAGCAUUUGCCAUAAACAUAGGCACACGCACACAUGCACACAUUUGAGCUGCUCAGCCAAGGCAGAGUAGGGAACCAUGCUUGAUAUUUUACAUCCUCCCAGAAGAGUCCUGUGCACUGGGCUGGACUGUACUUGGCUAUACUAUCUGUUGGUAUAGCCUAGCCUGAGGUUUAGCUUCUGUUUUCAGGAAAACAAGGUUUUAGUGGAGAAAGUGCAGUUUUCCAGAGGGAAUGGGAUAGCCAGGCUCCAUCCCUUGAUGUGUCUUGGAAUAUACUCCUAAAAAAGAAAAGUAGGGCAACUCCUAACCCACUGGUAAUGCUGCAUGAGGAAAUGCUGUAAAAAACAGGAUCACAAGGUGUCACAGUAGCAGGACAGUUUUUCCUCGUUAAAUGGUAAUGUCUCUGAACACUGAUCUGAAGAGCCAGCAGUGGUUGAAACCAUGUCAAUAUUGUUCUGUGUUCAGGUCUGGGGUGUCUCCGUGUCCCUCAGUCCCCAUCUCCUGGCAAGAAAGCUGCUUCUGGGCAUUCAUCACGGGUCCACUUACCCCUGCCUGCUCUACCUCAGCCGGCACAGUGUGCGUCAGACACCUUUCUCUGCACAUACAAGUGAAAGAGCUCUUGAAAAGCAUUCGCGUCUCAGACAAGGUACUUAGUUUGGGUUUGAGUUAAUCAGCAGUAAUGGAUAGAGGCCACAGACUGUAUUUUGUUUCAGUGGGAUAUGAGACAAUGAGGUCUCCUUUUUUUCCCAAAUAAUUAUUUCAUUUAAAAAUACAUACAGCUGAAGAUGCACAUGACAGUUUCACUUCAAACCCUACAAAGCACACACAGAGCUGCAGUUUUUCCUAUGCAGCAAUGUCCCAGGAGCCAGGGCACAGGAGGGCUUGUGAAGCUGUUUUCCAACGUGGAUCUUUUCCAGCUGGCACAGGACAAGACUCUGUGUCUGCACCUUACUUGUACCAGCUGCCUGGCUGUGGCCUUCCUUUCUCCUCUUACAGCUUGAGUUCAAGUUUCUAAAGCUUAAUGUAAAAAAAGCACAUUCUUUUCAUAUGUUCUCUCCAGGGAGUAGGGGCAUGCCUCUAUCUUUCUUUUGCAAGUCAAAUUUAAGCCGCUUUCUAAGUCUCAAGUGAGAGUGUGUGCUAAAGAUGGAAAUAGGGGGCCUAUAGAUUUUCAUUCUGUGACCUGGGAAACAAAUGCGUGAAAGGAUUUGGUUUUGUUUCUUUUUUUUUUAAGUUUUUGGCCUUAGGCAUCUUUCUGAAAUCUGUUUCCAUGACUCAGGUGGGUUGGAGGAGGUAAUAAGGGUUACCAGGUGUAGGAUUUUCUCUUUAAAGCAAGAAAUCAAAUGUAAAAACCUGUGGCAAAAGUUAUUACUGAUUUUAAACUACUGUUUUUCUUCUUGAACAAAAGGGGGUUUUUUCUUCCUAUGGGUUGUACAAAAAUUAUAAGGGCUAAAAUGUUUUCUUUAAACUCAAAUGUAAUUAAAAUGAAUUUAUGGUGCAAAACACUAGUAGGAAUUAUGUGCAAUUAAAAGUUGUGAUUUGACAUGAUUUUUGAGAUGUGAGCACGUUCCAACUAAUUAAUGUAUUCCAAGAUCAGAAAAACUCAGUGAUGAGAAUUCAUUACUGUCUGCCAAGAAAAGAACGUGAUUUAUUUCAAGAAUCAGAUUCUAAUCAAUGUAAUUUUCAGAUUCGUGUGAUAUUUAGGUUGCAAACACCACAGACAAAUGCCUGCUAAAAGAAAAGCCUUUUCACUGGAAUACAAAAGAGUCUCUGGAGCCCUUCUCUUUAA
Molecule: messenger RNA, 3511 nt
Organism: Strigops habroptila (Kakapo)
Lineage: Eukaryota; Metazoa; Chordata; Aves; Psittaciformes; Psittacidae
Gene: NIPAL2
Product: NIPA like domain containing 2
Exons: 11
Coding region: 29-1126 (365 amino acids)
Biological process (GO): magnesium ion transport
Cellular component (GO): membrane
Molecular function (GO): magnesium ion transmembrane transporter activity
Source: RefSeq, a predicted model, not a curated record